CCUACUAAUAUCGAUAAGCACACAAAAUAACACCGCGCCGCAGAUACGCAGCGCCAAACGUUGAAAAAUCCGAUUCUUGUUACGUCAUCGAUCACAUAAAUAUUUUGUUUGUUCAAAAGACUUAAUCGAUACAAGUAAUCAUAUCGCCUUUUACAAAGAAGAGACAUUUAAAUAAAAAAAAAACAGGGAUGUGACGUGAAUUUAAAAUUAUCCAUGCAAAUGGAUCUUGCAUUAUUAACGAAACGAAGGUAAUUUCAAGCUAACAAUAUGAAUUAUUGAGGCAGUACCGGAGAUUUGUCAUUUUGAAGUUUUAAUAGAAGGAUUAAAUUCUGGAACGAGGAACGUUUACGUAAUUUGGUUUUAAAAAUGAAUACCUUGACCUUAUUGGGGGGUCAUGAGGCGCCGAUUUUGACUGAAGUGAUACCAUAUUCAGCGCGAAAAGAAGCCUCUGAAUUAAAAAAACGCCAAUUUAGGAUCAAGACUGCCGGUGACACGGAUGCUCUGGAAGCAGUGAAGUUGGACCCAGCAGUUUUGGAGGCACGUGUGACUAUAGACACAAGCAAGCAGCAAAAAUGUGAUCACACAGACGCACGCGCACCGAUCGCCGCACCCAGAGACUCGAAAUCGGACGAUUUCAAGAGUAUGGUGAUGAGGCACGAAGCAGCCCUGCUGUCGCUAACGUCCGAACAAUAUGAUUUGCUGAUGAAAUUCGCCUCGACACUGCGCCGUCAACGUCAUACCAAUCAGAUGAACUUGGAGUGCGCAUUCUGUAAGAACAAUGGCGAAUCAGUGUCGUGGUACACGUCACACGCGUUGCGGUGCUGGCGUGGGCGCGUGCUGUGCCCAGUGUUGCGUGCGUACCGCUGUCCGCGCUGCGGCGCGUUCGGCGACCGUGCGCACACGCUGCGCUACUGCCCGCUGUCGCUUGAUGACUGUCGGCACGAUGACUCUCUCCCACAGGGCUCGCAGAUCUCUGGAGGGUGUCCUUGAGUUCCACGUGGCUUCACUCAAUAAAUGCUUUUCUACUA
Messenger RNA from Pectinophora gossypiella (pink bollworm), 1028 nucleotides. RefSeq lists its product as uncharacterized. Gene Ontology annotation, cellular component: perinuclear region of cytoplasm. The transcript has 6 exons. Lineage: Eukaryota; Metazoa; Arthropoda; Insecta; Lepidoptera; Gelechiidae. Gene Ontology annotation, molecular function: zinc ion binding; mRNA binding. The record is from RefSeq and is a predicted model, not a curated record. Gene Ontology annotation, biological process: oogenesis; negative regulation of translation. The coding region runs from base 367 to 990 and encodes 207 amino acids.